AUGGGCCAAUGCUUCUCACGCUUGUACCGGAAGCAUAGUAUAUUUGCGGGGGUAGCACCCAGAGCCUUCCCGACGGCACGAAAAUAUCAGCGCCAGCUUGAACACACAGACGCAGAUUCCGCCCGUGCACAAUCGGAAGAGCAGUUCGACACUCGGGCCACCAGCAAUGGAACUCUACAUGCGAACCCGCAAUCUGUCGAUAUCGACACGAUCAGAGACGACAUCUUCGAUGUACUAAAGGCCGGAAUGGUUGGCAAGAAAAGCGAGGAAAUUAUACUUCCCGAAGUUGUUAGCAAGAUAUGGGCGCAAAACCAUCACCGCAAGUUCUACAUCAGUCAAACAUGGUAUGACCCGGAGUGGGACAGGACCAAUUUCAUGGAUGAGAUGAUACAGAUCAUGUCAAUUUUGAUCUGCAUCAAUUUCCGCCAUUGGGACCGGUUUGGCGCAAUUUUCGUCGGGCACAGGGAUCGACGGGAUCAAAACCUUCCUUUUCACUUGAAAACACUGCAGCAAGAGGGCUUCUUGGGAAGAUCUGAGGGGGCGAUGUUCCACGAGAACCAGUUCGCGUUUUGUCCUAUUCCAAUCCCAGAGCAAGAGGAUGAAUUUGUACUGAACAACGAAGAGCGGCUUCCCUGGAUCGACGAACCAAAAUUGAUAGGGGAAGGCGGCUUCGGACAAGUCAACAAGCGAACAGUCGCGAAGGGAUUUUUGCGCUUUCAAGAUCGCACCACCAAUGUGGAACCCAGAGCUGUUGCUGUCAAGACAUUAUCCGGAAAGGAUGCACAGCAAGGAGAGUUCAACAACUUGAAGGAGCUACGUCAAUGCCUUAGUGAUAAUACACGGAUCAUGGUCAAUCUCGUUACGAUGGUCGAAAAGUCAGACCGGAAUGACAUUUAUCACAUUGUUUACGAACUGGCCGCGUACGACCUCAAUGUAUUUCUGACCAAGAUGCGCCACAGACUGAGAAAGAAACGUCACGCGACAGCCACACCAGAAAGAACAGGUUCCGCCAACAUGUGGCCUGGCGAUCUGAUUUCAGAAAGCGUCAAUCUCGCCGACGCAUUGGACUACCUGCAUAACCGGCUUUACUCCACCAAGCUACAUUCGUCGCUCUCCCAUAACGACAUCAAACCAGAGAACAUCCUAGUGGUCUAUCCUGAAACAACCACUAAGAAUGAACUAUACCCUGUGGGACAGUGGAAACUCGCUGACUUCGGGCUCGCGGUGAUCAAAAUCAAGAGAUUACCUGAGGGCCCCAGCAAAUACUUGGGUGCAAACAACACUUUGUUGGUUCCUUCACACUCACAGAAGACGCACAGAACCGAGAGACAGAAAUCUGUGUCCAACGCCGUACCCGAGAGAGAUCCGGGUAUGUACACGGCACCGGAAUUGGAGCAGGAGACUCCACAAAAAGCGGACUGUAGGAGUGCGGAUGUAUGGUCUUUUGGAUGCGUCCUUUCCGAGAUCGUCACCUACGCUGUCAAUCUAGACCAUCAUCAUGUCAAAUCCUUCCGCAAGUCACUCGAAAAGAGCAUCCCGGCGGACCCCAAGUUUUAUAAUCAAACUUCCAAGGAUGUCAAGCCUGAGUUCAUCAAGCAUCUUUCCAGCCUACCGGACACUGCUCAGAAAGCGACGCGUAUCCCGGCAGACGUUAUAUGGACGACACAGUGCGUCGAUCUGAUCAAAAGGAUUGUAGUCAAGGAGCCCGGCAAUCGACUCGACCCAAGCGACAUCCGACUAGGGCUUAGCCAGAUCGCGCAUUCUAUGCACUCCGGGAGAGAAGAAUGGCUAAUCCAUAGCUUACCUCCGCCACUAAAUGAUACCGAGUAUCACCAUUCAUCCAGUGGAACAUACAAGCUCAGACCCUACAAGGGCUCCACAUCUGAAAGAGAACGAGAAACGGAGAGCGUCGGCGCCUAG
This is a messenger RNA of Alternaria conjuncta, 1920 nucleotides long. RefSeq lists its product as uncharacterized. The record is from RefSeq and is a predicted model, not a curated record. Gene Ontology annotation, molecular function: protein serine/threonine kinase activity; ATP binding. Lineage: Eukaryota; Fungi; Ascomycota; Dothideomycetes; Pleosporales; Pleosporaceae. The coding region runs from base 1 to 1920 and encodes 639 amino acids. Gene Ontology annotation, biological process: peptidyl-serine phosphorylation; peptidyl-threonine phosphorylation. The transcript is spliced from 3 exons.